AUGGCUGCGAUCAAGGAAACCGUCUCCAACUUGAUUGGCAAAUUCGCAGGCUCGGCCGAGGAGGUCCCCCGGGAACCCUCCACCGAGGAGUUCAAACAGCUCCAGGAGAAGUAUACCGCUGCGGGACAAGGACAGGUCUUUGCUUUUGUCGACGAACUUCCCACAGUCGAGAAGUCCCAGCUAUUCCACCAGCUGUCCACCUUCAACCCCUCCCGCAUCAAUGAGCUGGCCGACAAGGCUCUCAACCCUCCCCAGACCGAACAGACCGCCGCGACGGUCGAGCCCCUGCCGGAGGUGGCCACCGCUUCCAUCAUCGACUCCGACCCCGCCGAUCUUCAAAAAUGGUAUGACACCGGCCUCAAGCUGGUCGCGGAGAACAAGGUGGCCGUCGUCCUCAUGGCCGGUGGCCAGGGGACCCGGCUGGGUAGCUCCGCCCCUAAAGGCUGCUUUGACAUCGGUUUGCUGAGCGAGAAGCCCCUCUUCCAGCUCCAGGCCGAGCGUAUCGCCAAGCUCCAGGAGCUGGCCCAGAAGGCGUCCGGAGUGGCCUCUGCGGUGAUUCCCUGGUAUGUCAUGACCAGUGGCCCGACUCGCAAGCCCACCGAAGAGUUCUUUGCGAAGAACAAGUACUUUGGUCUGGACAAGAGUAAUGUCUUCAUUUUUGAGCAGGGCGUUCUGCCUUGUAUCUCGAACGAAGGCAAGAUUAUCAUGGAAAACAAAGGCAAGGUUGCUGUGGCCCCUGACGGCAAUGGCGGCAUCUACCAGGCCAUCGUAACCUCCGGCGUGCGCGAAGACAUGCGCAAGCGGGGCAUUGAGCACAUCCACGCCUACUGCGUGGACAACUGCCUGGUCAAGGUGGCCGAUCCCGUGUUCAUCGGAUUUUCGGCCUCCAAGGAUGUCGACAUCGCGACCAAGGUGGUGCGGAAGCGCGAUGCGGCCGAGUCGGUGGGCCUGAUUGUGCAGAAGAAUGGGAAGCCCGACGUGGUAGAAUACUCGGAGAUUGACAAGGAGACCGCCGAAGCCGUGGACCCCAAGCAGCCCGGGCUGCUCAAGUUCCGGGCGGCCAACAUCGUCAACCACUACUACUCAUUCCGCUUCUUCGAGUCCAUGGAGACCUGGAUGCACAAGCUGCCCCACCACGUUGCCCGCAAGAAGAUUCCUUUCGUGGACCCGUCCAGCGGCGAUGCCGUGAAGCCCGAGAAGCCCAACGGCAUCAAGCUGGAGCAGUUUGUGUUCGAUGUCUUCCCCAUGACCCCACUGGAGAAGUUCGCCUCCAUCGAGGUGCGCCGGGAGGACGAGUUCUCACCCCUGAAGAAUGCUCGUGGCACCGGUCAGGAUGAUCCGGAUACCAGCCGGGACGAUAUCAUGAAGCAGGGCCAGCGAUGGGUCGAGGCCGCGGGCGGCAUUGUCAUCACUGAGGACGAUAAGUUUGGAGUGGAGAUUUCCCCUCUGAUCAGCUAUGGAGGUGAGAACCUCGAAUUCCUCAAGGGUCGCGAAAUCAAAGCGCCGGCGAUCCUGGAGCGGGAAGAGUAG
Messenger RNA from Penicillium macrosclerotiorum, 1530 nucleotides. Its product is annotated as UDP-N-acetylglucosamine diphosphorylase. Gene Ontology annotation, molecular function: UDP-N-acetylglucosamine diphosphorylase activity. NCBI's taxonomy places the organism in Eukaryota, Fungi, Ascomycota, Eurotiomycetes, Eurotiales, Aspergillaceae. The coding region runs from base 1 to 1530 and encodes 509 amino acids. The record is from RefSeq and is a predicted model, not a curated record. The transcript is spliced from 3 exons. Gene Ontology annotation, biological process: UDP-N-acetylglucosamine biosynthetic process.